UUCCUUCCUGCUCUUCCCAGGCUGACCCAAGGCCCCCCACCCAUACCGCACAUCUGCCAGCACCAGCACCACCUGCACACAGUGCAAGGCCUGGCUUCCCGCUCCGGGUCCUGCUGCUCGCGCUGCAGCCAGAGGAAGUGGCCCGAGGUCCUGCUGUCCCCCGAGGCUGCCGCGGCCUCCACUCCCACACCCAGCGCAUUGCCACCCCGAGGUGGCGGUAGCAAGCCCACUCCCAAGGGGAGCCGCCCAGGGGAGAUCACCAUCCUCUCUGUGGGCAGGUUCCGUGUGGCCCGAAUCCCUGAGCAGCGGCCGAGCCCGCCACCUCCGGAGGUGAAAACCAUCUCAGAAACCAGUGAGGAGGGAGAGGCGGCUGAAGCUCCUCCACCCGGGCUUCCCCCUGAAAACCGAGCCCUUCUGGGCAGUGGUGGAGGGCGACCCAAAUGGCUGAAAACCCCAGCAUCUGGGCCAACAGAGAGCAAAUCAGAGGAAAAUCGAUACGUGGUCAGGCUGAGUGAAUCCAACUUGGUCAUCUGAAGGUGCCCUUAUGAUCCGCUCAGGCCCAGGGCCCUGUGAGACAUUGGAGCCUGGGAGUUGGCAGCAACCUGAGGCCCCAGGGGGCUGUCCCCCAGGCCCCUGCGCCCUGGGCAGCCCCAGUGAGCUCUGGGAAGUGGGCAGCAGCAGGGGAGAGAGCUCACUUCAGCCUGAGCUACCACAGGCAGCUUAAUUUAAAGGAAAAGAUGAUCUUGUCCAGGGAAGAGAGGGAGGGAUAUGCCCAUACUUGAGGAGGAGUGGGCUGCCCUGUCUCCUUGCCCUUCCCCUCUGCGCCUCUCCCCACCCCCUCCCAUCCCGCAUCUUCUCCAUGCUAGCAGCAAGCCCCUCCCUGGUCAUCUGGUCUUUCCCUUGCUCUGGAGAGGACACCCAAACCAGCUUCCUGGGUCCUCAAAGAUGGCGUGAUCCACACCCAAGUGGGGAUUUCCUCCCCAGUGCUUCACAGAUGGGACAUUUAGCCCCCAAGUAAGGGUCCCUUCCCUGGUGACCCAUAGACAGGACACACCCAUCUGUCCAUCCAUCCCCAUGCAGGGCUUUCCAGGAAAAGCAAAGGACUCAGCCUCCUCUUCAUCGCCCCUACUCUUCAUCUUAUCACUCCUGGGCAGGGGAAGUGGCAGUCAGGGAAUACUGGGGGAAGAACAAAUGGUGGGGGUCUACUGUCAACAGAAUGUCCAGUCACUGGGUAAGUGGAAAGACGGGCCCAGAGAGAAGAAACCUUCCAGAGGGUCUCCUGACUUCCAGGCCAAAGGCCCUUUCCAUUGCCCUACAGUCAUUGGGAAGGAAGUCUUACCCACCACAUCACCUCUUCCCUCCCCCAUCCCCCCACUCCCUAGCACUGGGUCUUACUCUCCAAGAUGGGGCUUGUCCAUGGGGUUUAGAUGGGAGAUCUGAGGGGAAGGGACUUAACACUUGGGCUCAAAUCCCAAGCUUUGCUCCUUUACCUCUCUGUGCCUAUCAAAUGAGAGGUUUCUUCCAGUUCUAAGUCUCUGAUCCCACGACCACCCCUGGCCAUGGGGCUUCCUGUCAAGUCUAAUUUAGUCCCUGAGGCUGCUGGGAGGGAAGACAGCGACAGAGCAGGAAGGAAAUCUCAGGGGACCUGGGUCCUGGGUCUGGCUUUGCCUCCCUUAAUUUGUGUGGGCCUGUUUACUCCUGCAAAAUGAAGGGCUGGACUUGGUGGUUUUUAAAAAGGUCCCCUCCAGCUCUGACAUUCUGAACCUGACUUGCUUUAUGUCCUUGUCAGACAUUUUACCUCUGAGCUCCCGUUAACCAACCCCUGCUCUGCUCACUGAGCCACAAUCCCCCACCUAUAUCUGGAAAGGAAAAAAAUGUGACUUGGGGUGAUGCUUGAGAGGUUUCCCCUGCAUUUCCUUGGGAAGAGGACCCCGCAUUGUUCCCAGUAGGACCCACAAUCUCCCCUCCCCCACCCCAGUGGAGCAGGCAGAUGCUUGCUUCUCUCUGCUUGGGGGCAGGGGGCAGUUGGGGAUAUAUCUCAGCUCCCUCCUCUUCCUUCACCUCAAGCUGGAUCAAUAGCUUUAUUAGAUUCCCCAGCUAGCUGCUCUUCCCCUUACCCCCCACCAUCCCAAGCCAGGGCCUUGCUUCUGCACGAGGAAGGGGGGUGCCUUAAUGCAUGUCAAGCAGCCCCCUCCACCCUGCCCCCCAGGGGUGAAUGGCUGUUUUUAAAUUUAAAAACCAAACUUGUUCUGUGUUGUCAACUGUAGUUUGGGGGCCUCUGUCCUACCAUGUACCAUUUUCUCCUCCCGUCCCCUAAAAAAAGUGCUUUAGAAUCCCCAUGGCUCAAAGCCCUGGCCAGUGCAAUAGUAAGGGACGAUGUGGGCUCUAGGUGCUGACCACCCCAGUUAUGACACCCCUGGCUAUGCCUUGUCGACUUUCCCUGGGCCCCUGACUUGCUUUUCUUUCCGUCCACUUUGCUCUGUUGUGUUCUCUAUGUUUGCUCCCAGGAGAGAAGUAUGGGUGGUUCAGGCAAUGUCUGGUGCCCAUCCGUCCUGUCUAUUUAUGUGGGUGCUGUGCAGGUCACACCCCCCGCUGUUACCUCCCCUCCCCUGGUGGGGGGUUGGGCCCUGAAGUUUGGUAACUCUUAUUUAUUGAAUUUGAGUCAUUACUCUGUCUCCUGUCUAUACCCAUCUUAUGCAUACUCGUCCCCAGUUUCCUUAAGUUGGAUAAUAAAAAUAUUAGAAAGUGA
Vombatus ursinus (common wombat) is the source of this 2749-nucleotide messenger RNA. RefSeq names its product tumor necrosis factor receptor superfamily member 19L-like. The record is from RefSeq and is a predicted model, not a curated record. The transcript is spliced from 4 exons. Lineage: Eukaryota; Metazoa; Chordata; Mammalia; Diprotodontia; Vombatidae. Gene Ontology annotation, biological process: apoptotic process. The annotation marks the transcript as partial.